This is a messenger RNA of Onychostruthus taczanowskii (white-rumped snowfinch), 6513 nucleotides long. Its product is annotated as sodium channel protein type 2 subunit alpha-like. The coding region runs from base 52 to 6030 and encodes 1992 amino acids. Gene Ontology annotation, biological process: neuronal action potential; sodium ion transmembrane transport; membrane depolarization during action potential. The transcript has 26 exons. NCBI's taxonomy places the organism in Eukaryota, Metazoa, Chordata, Aves, Passeriformes, Passeridae. Gene Ontology annotation, molecular function: voltage-gated sodium channel activity; protein binding. Gene Ontology annotation, cellular component: voltage-gated sodium channel complex; axon; plasma membrane. The record is from RefSeq and is a predicted model, not a curated record.
GAUCUUCUUACACAAGAGCCCAAAAGCAUUUAAAAUUUGCAGAAUGAAAAGAUGGCACAGGCAAUGCUGGUACCACCAGGACCUGACAGCUUCUUCUAUUUCACUGAGGAAUCUCUUGCAGCUAUUGAGAAACGUAUUGCUGAUGAAAAAUUUCAUUGUCACCAAGACGAGCCUACGGAUGAUGCUGGUCAUGAAGCAAAUCACCCAGAGCCAAAUAAUGACUUAGAGGCAGGAAAGACACUGCCAUUUGUUUAUGGUGAUAUUCCUCCAGGAAUGGUGUCUGAACCCCUGGAGGACCUGGACCCAUAUUACAUCAAUAAAAAAACAUUUAUAGUACUGGAUAAAGCGAAGACAAUCCACAGGUUCAGUGCCACACCUGCGUUGUACCUUUUAUCUCCUUUCAAUAUCACUAGAAGACUAGCUAUUAAAAUUUUGGUUCAUUCAUUGUUCAACAAGAUCAUUAUGCUCACUAUUUUGGCAAAUUGUGUGUUUAUGACAUGGAGGAAUCUUCCAGAAUGGGCAAAGGAUGUAGAGUACACUUUCACUGGAAUUUAUACUUUUGAAUUUCUAGUAAAAGUCUUUGCAAGAGGCUUCUGUAUAAAUGCUUUUACGUGCCUUCGUGACCCCUGGAACUGGCUUGAUUUUGUUGUCAUUUCCUUUGCGUAUGUAACAGAAUUUGUAAACCUAGGCAAUGUUUCAGCUCUUCGAACUUUCAGAGUAUUGAGAGCUUUGAAAACUAUUUCUGUAAUUCCAGGCUUGAAGACUAUUGUAGGAGCCCUGAUUCAGUCUGUGAAGAAGCUCUCAGACGUGAUGAUCCUGACUGUGUUUUGCCUGAGUGUAUUUGCACUGAUAGGACUGCAGCUGUUCAUGGGCAACCUGAAGAAUAAAUGCCUGUUCUGGCCAUCAAAAAAUUCAACAGCCUUUGAAAAGCAUAUAGUUCCAUACUUUAAUGGUACAGAAUUUGACUGGGCAGCAUACAUUAAGGAAGAAAGUCAUUUCUAUCGCCCAGAAGGAGCAAAGGAUUUUCUGCUUUGUGGCAAUAGCUCAGAUGCAGGUAAAUGCCCAGAAGAGUUUAUCUGUGUGAAAGCUGGGAAAAACCCCAACUAUGGAUAUACUAGCUUUGACACAUUCAGUUGGGCUUUCUUGUCACUGUUUCGACUGAUGACACAGGACUAUUGGGAAAAUCUUUAUCAGUUGACACUACGAGCUGUUGGCAAAUCAUACAUGAUAUUUUUUGUUGUGGUGAUUUUUCUGGGUUCCUUCUAUUUGAUUAACUUGAUUUUGGCUGUGGUUGCCAUGGCCUAUGAAGAACAAAAUCAAGCAACUAUUGUUGAGGCAGAGCAGAGGGAGGCAGAUUUUAAACUGAAGCUUGAACAACUGCGGAGGCAGCAAGAAGAAGCUCAGGCAAUAGCAGCAGCUGCAACAGAGAUGACUGAGUACAGCUGUGAAAGUGGGAAUGCUGCACCCUCAGAUAGUUCUUCAGAUGCAUCCAAGCUUAGCUCAAAAAGUGCCAAAGAAAGGAGAAAUAGAAGGAAGAAAAGGAGGCAGAGAGAGCUCUCUGGAGAAGAGGAUGACAUCAAGGAUGAAAAGCUUCCAAAAUCUGAAUCAGAUGGCAGUAUCAAAAGGAAAGGUUUCCGUCUUUCUUUUGAUGGGAACAGACUAACUUACGGGAAGCCAUUUACAUCACCCCACCAGUCUUUGCUGAGUGUUCAUGGCUCCCUGUUUUCUCCCAGGCCUAGUAGCAGAACAAGUCUUUUCAGUUUUAGAGGUGACAGAAGAGAGAGGGGAUCAGAAAAUGACUUUGCUGAUGAUGAGCACAGCAUGUUUGAGGACAAUUCGAGCAGAAGAGGUUCUGUGUUUCUGCCGCGCAGGCACGGAGAACGGCGCAGUAGUAACAUCAGCCAGUCCAGUAGGUCAUCCAGAAGGCUGACUGUCUUCCCAGUGAAUGGGAAGAUGCACAGCACUGUGGAUUGCAAUGGAGUGGUGUCCUUGGUGGAUGGACCACCAGGUCUGUUGUCUCCUACUGGACAACUUCUGCCAGAGGUGAUAAUAGAUAAACUAACGACUGAUGGCAAUAGCACUACCACAGAAAUAGGAAUAAAAAACAGACGUACAAGUUCGUAUCAAAUACCAAUGGAGUUGCUGGAGGACCCCGAUUUAAGGGAAAGGGCCAUGAGUCUAGCUGAUGUUAUCACAAAUAGAAUGGAAGAACUUGAAGGAUCAAGACAAAAAUGUCCACCUUGCUGGGAUAAGUUUGCCCACACUUUCUUAAUUUGGGAGUGUUGCGAGUCCUGGUUAAAAGUAAAGAGUGUAGUUGAAUUAAUUGUAAUGGAUCCAUUUGUUGAUCUGGCUGUCACUGUUUGCAUAGUUUUGAACACACUAUUUAUGGCCAUGGAACAUUAUCCAAUGACUUCACAUUUUGAGACUGUGCUUACAGUAGGAAAUCUGGUUUUUACUGGAAUUUUUGCAGCAGAAAUGGUUCUCAAGAUAAUUGCCAUGCAUCCUUUUAAUUAUUUCCAAGUUGGCUGGAAUAUUUUUGAUAGUUUUAUAGUUACCCUUAGUUUGGUGGAGCUUUUUUUGUCAAACGUGGAUGGAUUAUCUGUUCUCCGCUCAUUCAGAUUGUUGCGAGUUUUCAAAUUGGCAAAAUCUUGGCCAACUCUAAAUAUGCUGAUUAAGAUUAUUGGCAACUCAGUGGGGGCUCUGGGGAAUCUGACCCUGGUGCUGGCCAUCAUCGUGUUCAUUUUCGCUGUGGUUGGGAUGCAGCUCUUUGGGAAGAGCUACAAGGAAUGUGUCUGCAAGAUCUCCAGUGACUGUGUGCUCCCUCGCUGGCACAUGCACGACUUUUUCCACUCUUUCCUGAUUGUAUUCCGAGUGCUGUGUGGAGAAUGGAUAGAAACCAUGUGGGACUGCAUGGAGGUUGCUGGCCAAGCCAUGUGCCUUAUUGUUUUCAUGAUGGUCAUGGUGAUUGGAAACCUAGUGGUACUGAAUCUUUUUCUGGCCUUGCUGCUGAGUUCAUUUAGUUCAGACAACCUUGCUGCUACAGACGAUGAUAAUGAAAUGAACAACUUGCAGAUUGCUGUUGCAAGAAUUCAGAAGGGAAUAGAUUAUGUGAAGAAAAAAGCAGGUGAAUGUGUCCGAAGGUCUUGUUUGGGAAAACAAGCUGCUGUAAAUCAAAGAACAGAUCAGUUGAAUGAUGAGGGAAACCGUUGCAUUUCCAACUGUACUGUCACUGAACCAAUGAUAGAUACAAAUGAUGGCAAAAAUGAAAAUGGAAUGGCCACUGUUAUAGGUGGCAAUGAUUAUACAUCAUUCAUAAACAACCCAAGCAUUACUGUUACAGUACCAAUAGCUGUUGGAGAGUCUGAUUUUGAACGUCUGAAUACAGAAGAGUUUAGCAGUGACUCAGAUUUGGAUGAAAGCAAGGAGAAGCUAGAUUUUUCCAGCUCAUCAGAAGGAAGUACAGUUAAUUUAGCUGUCUUUGGAGAAGAAAAAAGUGAAACUGAACCAGAAAAAGCAUCAGAAGUACAAGCAUGCUUUACAGAAGGUUGUGUACAGAAGUUUAAAUGCUGUAAAGGCAGCACGGAGAGCACAAAAGGAAGAAUCUGGUGGAACCUUCGAAAAACGUGUUACAACAUAGUAGAGCACAACUGGUUUGAAUCAUUCAUUGUCUUCAUGAUUCUUCUCAGCAGUGGUGCUCUGGCUUUUGAAGAUAUAUAUAUUGAACAACGCAAGACUAUAAAAGUCCUGCUGGACUAUGCUGAUAAAAUCUUUACUUACGUCUUUAUUCUGGAAAUGGUGCUAAAAUGGGUGGCCUAUGGUUUUCAGACUUACUUCACUAAUGCUUGGUGCUGGCUGGACUUCCUGAUUGUCGAUGUCUCAUUGGUUAGCUUAGUAGCUACUGCCCUUGGUUUCUCAGAAUUUGGUGCAAUUAAAUCGCUCCGAACAUUAAGAGCUUUGAGACCUCUAAGAGCUUUGUCACGCUUUGAAGGCAUGAGGGUGGUUGUGAAUGCUCUUACUGGAGCAAUCCCAUCCAUUAUGAACGUACUUCUGGUUUGUCUUACAUUCUGGCUAAUUUUCAGCAUUAUGGGAGUAAAUUUGUUUGCUGGCAAGUUCUAUCACUGUGUUAACACCACAAAUGAUGAGAUGCUCACACCAGAGCAAGUCAGUAAUAAAAGUAUGUGUGAAAAUAUGAACAGGACUACUGGAGAUGUUCGGUGGAAAAAUGUGAAAGUAAACUUUGAUAAUGUGGCAAUUGGGUAUCUUUCUCUGCUUCAAGUGGCAACAUUUAAAGGAUGGAUGGAGAUUAUGUAUGCUGCAGUUGAUUCUACAAAAGCAGAACAUCAGCCCAAAUAUGAAGACAACCUGUACAUGUACAUUUACUUUGUGGCCUUUAUUGUCUUUGGAUCAUUUUUCACCCUAAACUUAUUCAUUGGUGUCAUCAUAGAUAACUUCAACCAACAAAAAAAGAAGCUUGGAGGCCAAGACAUUUUCAUGACAGAAGAGCAAAAGAAAUACUACAAUGCAAUGAAGAAGCUGGGAUCCAAGAAACCACAAAAACCUAUACCUCGACCAGUGAACAAAUUGCAAGGUCUGGUGUUUGAUAUUGUAACACAGCAGCUAUUUGACAUCAUCAUUAUGGUUCUAAUCUGUCUUAACAUGAUCACAAUGAUGAUAGAAACAGAUGACCAGACUGAACUGAUGCAAAAUAUUUUAUAUUGGAUUAAUUUGGUCUUUGUUGUCCUUUUCACUGGUGAAUGUGUCUUCAAAAUAUUUUCACUCCGUUACUAUUACUUCACCAUUGGCUGGAAUAUUUUUGAUUUUGUGGUUGUUAUUCUUUCAAUAAUAGGUAUGUUUCUAGCUGAGGUGAUUGAGAAAUACUUUGUGUCACCGACUUUGUUCAGAGUUGUUCGACUUGCCAGAAUCGGUCGAAUCCUGCGCCUCAUUAAAGGCGCUAAGGGAAUCCGCACUCUGCUUUUUGCUUUGAUGAUGUCUCUUCCUGCUUUGUUCAACAUUGGGCUGCUGCUCUUCCUGGUCAUGUUCAUCUAUGCCAUAUUUGGCAUGUCCAACUUUGCCUAUGUCAAGAGGGAAGCUGGGAUUGAUGACAUGUUCAACUUUGAAACGUUUGGCAACAGCAUGAUCUGCCUGUUCCAGAUCACCACGUCCGCUGGCUGGGACGGUUUGCUCGCCCCAAUUCUCAACAGUGGGGAGCCAGACUGUGACCCUAACAAGGCUCAUCCAGGGAGCUCUGUGAAAGGUGACUGUGGCAACCCCUCUGUUGGGAUUUUCUUCUUUGUCAGCUACAUUAUCAUAUCCUUUCUGGUAGUGGUGAACAUGUACAUUGCUGUGAUUUUGGAGAACUUCAGUGUUGCUACUGAAGAAAGUGCUGAACCCUUGGGUGAGGAUGACUUUGAGAUGUUUUAUGAGGUUUGGGAAAAAUAUGAUCCUGGUGCAACACAAUUCAUAGAAUGUAGCAAACUGUCUGAUUUUGCAGCAGCACUUGAGCCUCCUCUUAAUAUACCAAAACCAAACACAGUUCAUCUUAUUGCAAUGGAUCUACCUGUAGUGAGCGGUGACAGAAUUCACUGCCUUGACAUCUUGUUUGCUUUCACAAAGCGUGUUUUGGGGGAAAGUGGGGAGAUGGACGCCCUCAGAAUACAGAUGGAAGAUCGGUUUAUGGCAUCCAAUCCUUCCAAAGCUUCCUAUGAACCAAUUACAACCACACUGAAACGAAAACAGGAAGAAGUUUCUGCGACUAUCAUUCAGCGUGCUUACAGACGUCAUCUUCUAAGACAGUCAGUGAAGAAGCUUUCAUUUAUGUAUCAGAAAGAUGGGGGUGAUCAGCUUAUCAAAAAGGAUGUGAUUGUUGGCAAGGUGAGUGAAAACUCAUCUCCAGAGAAAAUGGAUAUGUCUGCAUCCACCAUAGCUCCACCUUCUUAUGAUAGUGUAACAAAACCAGAAAAAGAAAAAUAUGAAGAUGACAAAUCAGAAAAAGAAGACAAAGGAAAAGACAGAAGAGGAAACAAAAAGUAAAAGGCACUUUUAUCCAUGAUGAAUGUUUGCAAGCUUGAAAAUGUUUUUGUCAGUAGCACUUUUACUGGAGGAUUAUGCCAAAAUUAUAAGUUUUUACAUAUUUACCCACUACUGCAGUCAGUGCCUGUCCAAGACAAUGAUCCAUCACUAGUAAACUCUUGGUGUGUAAUAGGAAGACAAACUUGCAGAACAAUAAUUUUGAUUAUCAGCUGUUACUAAUUGAGAGGAGACACAAAAUUUCUGCUUGGAAUAUAGGAACCCUUAAUGGGUCCUAGUAAGCCUGUAUUUUUGUGGAGUAAGUGUAUCCACUGUGUACAUUUCAUCUCUUAUCUUUGUUCCAUGUGUGUCAGUUCUUGUUAAUGAUUUCAUUUGCUUUAAUAACAUACUGCUUUAUUAAUUCUGCUGUGCUGAGAAAAAAAAAAUCUAAAUACUCUUUAUUUAGAUAAACACUAAAUGAUGCUCUUCUGUGCAGAGAACACAAAU